This is a messenger RNA of Nestor notabilis (Kea), 400 nucleotides long. RefSeq names its product homeobox C6 (gene HOXC6). The transcript has a single exon. Gene Ontology annotation, biological process: anterior/posterior pattern specification; regulation of transcription by RNA polymerase II. Gene Ontology annotation, molecular function: RNA polymerase II cis-regulatory region sequence-specific DNA binding; DNA-binding transcription factor activity, RNA polymerase II-specific. The annotation marks the transcript as partial. The record is from RefSeq and is a predicted model, not a curated record. NCBI's taxonomy places the organism in Eukaryota, Metazoa, Chordata, Aves, Psittaciformes, Psittacidae. Gene Ontology annotation, cellular component: nucleus.
AUGAAUUCCUAUUUUACAAACCCAUCUUUAUCCUGCCAUCUAACCAGUGGCCAAGAGGUGCUUCCCAACGUAGCCCUCAAUUCAACUGCCUAUGACCCUGUCAGGCAUUUUUCUACUUAUGGAGCAGCCGUUGCUCAAAACCGGAUUUAUUCUUCUCCUUUUUAUUCACCGCAAGAUAAUGUUGUGUUUAGCUCCAGCCGAGGACCUUAUGACUAUGGAUCUAAUGCUUUUUACCAAGAAAAAGACAUGCUUUCUAGCUGCAGGCAAAAUUCUAUGGGACAUAAUACACAGACAUCAAUCGCACAGGAUUUUACCAGUGACCAAAACAGGAACACUUCGCAAGAACAAAAAACUAGCAUUCAAAUAUACCCAUGGAUGCAGCGUAUGAACUCCCACAGUG